AUGUCCGACUUCCCCGAGAUCGAGAAAACCUUAGCCUCUAUAGAGGCUAGCCCCCAAGUCCUCCAGGUCCUCCGUGAUUUACAUACGCAGGCCCUUUCCGAAAUCCCCUUUUUAGGUGGGAUUGGCCCGACAACGGGAGCGUUAGACAAGUUCGUGGCUCUUGAUCCAGACAAGUGCGCAUUGGUGUAUCUCCUCCUUCGAUCCACUCAGGCGCGUUUCGUCGUCGAAGCGGGAACUUCUUUCGGCCUGAGCACCAUUUACCUCGCCUUAGCCGUGGGACAGAAUGCCGCACUGAAAGGCUCUGACGGAAGAGUGAUCGCGACGGAGAACGAGUCGGUCAAGGCAGCUAGAGCUCGGCAGCAUUGGAAGGCCGCCGGGGAUGAGGUCGAGAAGUGUAUUGAGCUGCGCGAAGGCGAUCUUCGCGAGACCCUUAAGUCCGAUUUGCCUGACCAGGUCGACUUCUUACUACUAGAUAUCUGGACUCCCCUGGCGCUACCAACCUUGACCCUCGUACAUCCACGAAUGAAGAUUGGUGCAAUGGUCGUUGCUGACAACGUUUCGGCCGCGGAGGGUUACAAGGACUUGUUAAGCUACUUAGACGACCCUGCCAACGGAUUCAAGAUGACGACAGCCCCUUAUUCCGGAGGUCUUCUUAUCGCGGUGUACGUCGGGAAGAAAGUCGCAUAG
Messenger RNA from Daldinia caldariorum, 687 nucleotides. RefSeq names its product S-adenosyl-L-methionine-dependent methyltransferase. The transcript is spliced from 2 exons. Bases 1 to 687 code for a protein of 228 amino acids. Gene Ontology annotation, molecular function: O-methyltransferase activity. The record is from RefSeq and is a predicted model, not a curated record. Lineage: Eukaryota; Fungi; Ascomycota; Sordariomycetes; Xylariales; Hypoxylaceae.